Molecule: messenger RNA, 414 nt
Organism: Kluyveromyces marxianus DMKU3-1042
Lineage: Eukaryota; Fungi; Ascomycota; Saccharomycetes; Saccharomycetales; Saccharomycetaceae
Exons: 1
Coding region: 1-414 (137 amino acids)
Source: RefSeq, a predicted model, not a curated record
AUGUCCGAACCUCUAGUUUCAACAUCUUCGUCUUCGGCCGUUGCGGGCUCAUCGGAUAUGGUCCAAAGAAACACCAAGGCCAGUCCUUCCUUUAGAAACAAUUUCAAUAUAGACGAUUGUGAGACGCAGGAACUCUCGGUAGGUCUGGUUUUGAGUGCUCUUGUUGUCGUGCUAAGCUGUGGUAUCAUCUUUUUGCUAGGUGUCAACAUCGUCAUCCAAUACCGUACUAUCAACUGGAAUGCGGUACCUAAGGCCUUCUUGAAGAUUUUCUACAUCAUUCUGAGCUUCUUCUCCAUCUACAUUAUCAACAAGUUCAACCUAUACUUCUUCAAAAAGAUGAGUGCCAGAGAGACCUCGAACUCGUAUGCCAGAAUUAAUACUCUGGAACCAAUUCAAAUGAGAACUGGUGUAUGA